Molecule: messenger RNA, 3221 nt
Organism: Podospora pseudopauciseta
Lineage: Eukaryota; Fungi; Ascomycota; Sordariomycetes; Sordariales; Podosporaceae
Exons: 2
Coding region: 2112-3221 (369 amino acids)
Source: RefSeq, a predicted model, not a curated record
CUCCUUGGCAUUUACCAAGAGUAAUGCGCCCUCUGGGCGGUAAUCGGCCUGUCAGGCAGGUGAACCCAAGGCCCUUGCUUUUUCCUCCUGUGCUCCCUUUCCUGGUGCUCCCGCACGAGCGUCUUGUGUUCCUUGAGAACGACACUGAGACCUAUUUCCAUGUUAGAACCAUCCAUUCGCAGCACCAACAAGGCAGGGCAAACUCACUAGUAGAAGGCGACUCCUUCAAAAACAUCCUCCCCCUGGCCCGAUAAUCCGGGUUCUUGGCCCUCACGGGGCCCUUGUUGACCCACGCCUCGGCAACAUACAUCUUUGACCGAUCCCCCACCGUCAUCCACUUGCCGUCCUUUCUCUGAAUCUCCAUCUUGCCCUCCUGUCCCUGUCCCAGACCCAUCCCCCUCUCGGCAAUGGCCAAAUCGCGCGCCAUCUUGAGCUGGGUGGUCACCUCGGCAGCCAUCUUCUUCUUGGAAAAUUUCAUCUGCACCAGCGCAUCCUCCACGUUCUUCCCCUGGAUCUGCCUGGCCAGGUGGACAAGCUUCUUGACAGAGGUGGGCAGCCAAGGGGACUUGGAAUGGAGGCUGCGCUCCGUCCUCGCGAUGCGGGCGAGCCGCGGCUCGAGGCUGUAGGCGUCGGUGCCGUUUUUCACCUGGCGGAUGGCGAUCUUGCGUUCCCAGCGGACGCGGGCUUGCGGGUCCGGGUCGACGCUGCGGGAGAGGGCUUCUUUUACCAGGGAGCCGCCUAGGCGGGUGAAGGUCUUUGGCUGGGCGGCUUUUUGGCUGGCGGUGAGGGGCCCGCUGGUGGCGGAGGAUUUCUGGUCGCCUGAGAGGACGGCGGCUUCCUUUUCGGUGACGGCUUGCUGUUGGGGGGCGACUUCGUCUUCGAAGAUGGCGGGGGCUUCGGAGCGGGAUUGGAGUUUGGAGAUGAGGGACUUGCGGGCUUCGGCGGUGCCGGUGGUGAUGGCGUCUUUGAGGUUGGUGGGGGAAGAGGGUUCCUUUUUGGACCAGAACCAGGGGCGGGAGGGGGAUGUUGAGAGGGAGCGGGAGGGCUGUUGGAGGGCGAGGGUGGUGGUCGUGGGGGAGGUGGCUGUUGGUUUGUUAGUCAACCAGAGGAGGAACGGGACGGGGGAAGGGAGGACGGACCUCCCCGGACGAGCCGCCGCGUUGGCAUGCUGAGGCUCAUGGCGGCGAUGGGGUGGACAUGGACUGGCGGCCGUCGUCGUCGUCGUCGCUGCAAGGUGGGACGUUGAAUUGGAGGUUCAAAAAAUCUCGGUCGGCAAAUUCCGGGGGAGGUGGGGCUGGUCCUGAUUGGCUCACACCAUCAACAACUUCCCCCAACUUUGGUCCGAUUCUCCUUCCAUGUCUUCUGCAAGGAACCACAAUUAUUUGCUCCAACUUCUCAUCCCAGCUUUGAUUGGUGCUUUUCUUGAUGGUGAUGUUAUUGUUGUUGUCUGGUUUUGAGGCUUCAAGUGAGCCGGGCUGCCACAGGCUGCAUAGUCGCUCAACAGGAGACGUGAAGUUCUCACACCAACACCAAGGAAAUUGUUUGGUGGAACAGCUAGGUAAAGAGGGAGUUGGCAAGUGCAGUCCCCCAGGGCGGGCUCAAAGUGAGGGAUAUCUCUCUUCUGAAGCCCACAAAUAUGGCUUCCAUCUGAUCCUUUAGCUCACCGGACAAUAACGAGGAGCUGAGGUUGAUCGGUCCAUAAGUCAUCUGCCAGGCUGACCAGCAACAGCGAGAACACACGACGGGUCAUAAGUGAUACAGGUCAGACCAGACCUCAUGAAAUUGCAUGAUGGCAUGAACGGCGGAAUUUCUGUGCUCUCCUGUGUAUUGCGAGCAUGGGCAACCACUGGGUUUCUUCCUCUGCUGUCCUCGGCCUGCUCCAGCGAGUCUGGUGGGCACUCUGCCCGCAACCUCUGCGCAGUGGUUGCCAAAGCAAGUCUGUGUUGAAGGCGAGAGCCUCGUCGUCCUGUUUUUAAUCCGCAACUAGGGUACCAAUUUUGGCACCACAGUUUCCAUCGAACAGUAUCGACCACACUAUCGACUGGCCAUUAGUUGAUGGCAUACCCUCCUCUCCCCUAGCCAUACCAACUCGACGACCCAAUACGAUCACCAUGAUUAUGGCCACGCUGCCCCGGCAGCUUCUCUUCCUGCUUCUCGUCACCUCGGUCAAAAUUUCAAUCUCGGCGGACUGCUACUACAUGAACCGGGAGAAAACGACUGAACUUACGCGAUGCAGCAACGAUGCAAAUCCCAAGAUCGAGAGCACCCUGUGCUGUAUGCCAGGGGAUAGCUGCAUGGUCAACUCGCUCUGCCUACGUGAGAAAAAGGACGGGGUUAAGCACUACUACCGUGGCGGCUGCACCAUCAAAGACUGGAAGGGAAAGAGUCUCUAUGACUGCCCACCCAUACUUUGCAAACCCGCUAGGUUAGCUGGAAUGUACCCCUGCAAUACUUCGAAUCCGGACACAGGCUUUGUCUGUCAAGAAGCUUUUCCCGACGGUCCUCCUGACCAUUGCGACAGCUCCGUAACCUUUGAUGGUGGCUUAGAGAACUUCCUUGGCACCGCCAGCCCACUAUCAUCCCCGAGCACGUCAGUCAAAGAUUCGACGUCCGCUUCGAAGCCCUCUGAGACUGAAGGCAAAGGUGAUCCGGUAAAGACAUCCCAGGACACGGCCGACAUGUCCCUGGCUCAUACAGCUACCCGACCGGCGCCGGGCAUUUCUGAUGUCCCUGUCACCACAACCGUAACUGAGCCGACCGGAACGUCUAAUAUCUCGGUUUCGACAGCUUCAGGAGAGUCGACGGCUUCAGUAGAGUCAACUGCUGCACCACCCCCAUCCUCAUCGGAAAAGCCCCAGCAGGACAACAGCGCCGUACCCGUCGGCGUUGGCAUAGGAGUCGGUCUCGCAGUUACCAUCGCGGGAGGAUUUCUCGUUUUCUUUUACAUCCGCAAGCGACAGCGGGAAGCGCCCAUCCGGGCCGAAACCCCUCCUCCGCUGGACCCCAGCAUCCAAAAGCCAGACAACAACUACUACCCGUUUGCUCCUUACCCUUCAGCAACUCAGCAGGGUUCCCUGUCAAGCCGAAAUGGCGACUACUUCCGCCAGCCAAAAAUACCAUAUGUGAUGGAAACUGCGGCUGCCCCUCAGCAGGACAAUGUAUACCCGGGUCAGCCUCGAUACCAGCCACCCAAACGGACGUUCAGCCACGAGCUGCCGUGA